Tribolium madens (black flour beetle) is the source of this 2081-nucleotide messenger RNA. Its product is annotated as glucose dehydrogenase [FAD, quinone]-like. The transcript has 3 exons. The record is from RefSeq and is a predicted model, not a curated record. Lineage: Eukaryota; Metazoa; Arthropoda; Insecta; Coleoptera; Tenebrionidae. Gene Ontology annotation, molecular function: oxidoreductase activity, acting on CH-OH group of donors; flavin adenine dinucleotide binding. The coding region runs from base 168 to 2000 and encodes 610 amino acids.
GGCAAAAACAACCUUGUUGUGGCAUAAAGAAGAACGUUUUCAAGUGUACGAGUGAUCAGAAAGCGGCCAUUUCAUUUGAUAGGUCGGUGGUGAAAUGAUGAGUUUUUUGUGAUACGGAUCUGAUAAAUUAAUUUAUUUUUGUUCAUUUGACGUCAAAUUGUUCAAAAAUGUUAAAAACUGUAAUUUUCCUAACUAUCAUUGCCAACACCUACCAACAAAGUGUUUUGGAGGGAAUCAUCAACAUCCUCGAGGAGGGCGAAGCCCAGUUUAAUCUCGAACCUGAAGAUGUGCGAAAUCUCCUCCCAGAGUAUGAUUUUAUCGUAGUAGGCGCGGGGAGUGCCGGUUGUGUCGUUGCCAACCGACUCUCCGAAAACCCCAACUGGAAGGUUCUACUAAUUGAAGCAGGCCGAACCGAGAAUUACCUAAUGGACAUGCCCAUCCUGGCCAACUAUCUCCAAUUCACCGAUUCAAAUUGGAAGUACAAAACCACCCCCAGUGGACGUUUUUGUAUGGGGAUGGACAACCAGCAGUGCAAUUGGCCUAGGGGUAAAGUCGUAGGAGGGUCAAGUGUCCUGAAUUACAUGAUCUACACCCGAGGGAAUCACCGGGAUUACGACCAUUGGGCCGCUUUGGGAAACACAGGAUGGUCCUUCAAGGAGGUCCUCCCCUAUUUCAAAAAAGUUGAAAAUUUCUCGGUUCCCGACUCCCCCCACACCGAGUACCACUCAAAAGAUGGGUACCUCUCAGUCAGUUACGCUCCCUUUAAAACCAAAAUCGCAGAUGCCAUAAUUGAAGCUAGUAACCAAAACGGUAUUAAAUCCGUUGAUUAUAACGGCCCUAUCCAAGUUGGCGUAUCUCGUCUCCAAGUCUCCAUGCGAGAUGGAGUACGGGAGAGUGCCAGUAGGGCAUACCUCCAUCCUAUACGAAACCGACCCAACCUCCAUGUUAAAAAACUUGCCAUGGUCAGUAAGAUUUUAAUCGACCCUAAAACGAAGCAAACAGUAGGCGUUGAAUUCUUCCGGGAUGGUACUCGGUACCAAAUCCGGGCCUCGAAGGAGGUCAUCGUCUCAGCAGGUGCCAUAAAUUCGCCACAACUUCUCAUGUUGAGCGGAAUCGGACCCCGGAAACACCUUACCCAGAAAGGUAUUCCGGUACUGUCAAACCUUAAGGUUGGCUACAACCUCAUGGAUCAUAUUGCCUUGGGUGGCCUCACCUUCAUCAUUAACAAACCUUACUCACUCAAUACCGAAAAAAUGAUAACAACAGAAAACAUGAGACAGUACUUGAACUACCAUAAAGGCCCAUUGUCUGUCCCUGGAGGUUGCGAAGUAUUAGUUUUCCACGAUUUGAAAAACCCAACAGACCCAGAUGGGUACCCCGACAUCGAGCUUUUGUUCCAAGGCGGUUCCAUCGUUUCCGACCCUCUCCUUCGUAAAGACUUUGGCAUUACCAACGAAAUCUAUGACGCAGUAUACAAACCCAUCGAAGAUCUCGAUACCUUCAUGGUAUUCCCCAUGUUGAUGAGACCCAAAAGCAAAGGUCGAAUCAUGCUCAAAAAUAACAACUACCGAUCAAAACCAUACAUUUUCCCCAAUUAUUUCGCAUAUGAGGAAGAUAUGGACACCAUCAUGGGUGGCGUCCAUUUGAUCCUAAAUAUUACCCAACAACCCGCAUUGCAAAAACUUGGAACUCGCCUCCACGACAUCCCCAUCCCCCAGUGUGCCAAAUACGGAUUCGCCUCCGACGAUUACUUCAAAUGUAUGGCUCGACACUUCACUUUUACCAUCUACCAUCAGAGUGGUACUUGCAAAAUGGGCCCACCCAGCGAUAAAAAAGCAGUGGUUGACCCACGAUUAAGAGUUUAUGGUAUCAAUGGGUUGCGAGUCAUCGAUGCCUCGAUUAUGCCCGAAGUACCAGCGGCGCACACAAAUUCGCCCACUUUUAUGAUCGCAGAAAAAGGGGCCGAUAUGAUCAAAGAAGACUGGGCGAACAAAAGCUGAUAUUUACUGUGAUUAUUUUUUUUAGUUAUAAUUAUUUUUAGCUGUAAACUAAUUAAACUGUUAAUAAAUAAUUUAAAUAAA